UGCGAGAGCCCAUUAUCCACCGGAUGAGAUCGAUAAACUCCCCAAUGGGUCGGUCCCUGAACUCGGGCGCCAGACACCGAUGGGAGCCAUCAUCCAACCCCAUCACAAAGUACGCAUUAAGUGAGCAAUCAUCCAAGCUCACGUGAUGGCUCAGUUCCAGGAAGUCCUCCACGUAUCUCUCCAGAGGACCAUCCUGGCUGAGGUGGUACCUCAUAUUGUCCUCUAGAGAGUCGCAAGUAAUCCAUAUAUCAGUCUGGUAUUCUGUAACAUUCACUGAUGACAGACGAAUCCACGAGGAACAGGAGGUGAGUGAAAAAGGUUUAAUAAACAAAAGGUGAUAACAGGAACCAAACUGGGUAAUCAAAAACAUCCACAGGAACAAAGAGGGUAAUCCAAAUGACAUCCACGGAACAAACAGGGUACCACACCGAGCAAAAUCUUCCACAGAACACGGUAACAUAUUACAAUAAUACCAGACAAAUAACUGAACCAAGAGGAGAACUUAAAUAGAACAGAUAACAAGGUGAAAACAGGUGAUGGGAAUGAACUAAUGAGGAACAGGUGAAAACAGUCAAUGAUGAGGGAGCGUGGGAAAAGUAACGUCCUUGGGCAUAAACGGGGGAAACAAGACUAGGGACCAAUGGGAGUGUCACAUUUAUAAAGAAGUCAACCAAUUACAUUCAGACUUAAGUUAAAUAUGAAUUAGUACACAAAUCCCAUCAAUUCAAGUCACUGAUUAACCCCCUAAAAAAGUAUGACUGUUCCCCAAAGGAUUUUUCUGACAAUCAAUUUGGUAACAUCCAAUUAAACACUGAAAGCAUACUUGGCAGAUUCAGGACCUCAUUGUUGAAAAAUAUAAAUUGGGAGAGGGUUACAAAAAAUAAUCCAGGGCAUUGAAUAUACCAUGGAACAAUGUAAAGACAGUAAUCAACAAAGUGAGAAAUAUAGGCCACAACAGUGACAUUGGUAAGACCAGGACAUCCCACUAAAAUUGACGUGCAGAAUAGGAAAAAACUGGUAAUGACGACUGCCAAGAGGCCUGCAGCAAAAUUAAAAGAAUUGCAACCAUUUCUGGCAAGUACUGGUUGCUCCUUACAUGUGACAACAAUCUCCCCAAUUCUUCAUAUGACUGGGCUAUGGGGGAUGGCAACUUUUUAUAACUAAAAUAAACAUCCAAGCCUGGCUAAAAUGAGCAAAAAAUACAUUUAAUCUCCCAUAACCAUGUGGAAUGAUGUUAUGAUGCCAAAUCAAACUUUUUGGCCAUUACACCAAAAGAUAUGUUUGGUGCAAAAAAACACAGCACAUCACCAAAAUUACACCAUCCCAACAGCAAAGCACGGAGAUGGCAGCAUCAUGCUUCGGGGCUGCUUUUCUUCAGCUGGAACUGAGGCUUUUAUCAGGGUGGAUGGAAUAAUAAAUAGCUCCAAAUACCAGUCAAUUUUGGCCCAAACCCUUAAGGCUUCUGUCAAAACACUUAAAGUGAUACUUCACCCAAAAAUGAAAAUUCUGUCAUCAUUGACUCACCUUCGAGUUGUUCCAAAUCUGUAUACAUUUCUUUGUUCUGAUGAACACAGAGAAAAAUAUUUGGAAGAAAUUGACUCCCAUAGUAGGAAAAAAUACAAUGGUAGUCAAAAGUGCCCCAGAACUAUUUGCUGUCCUACAUUCUUCUAAAUGUCUUCUUUUGUGUACAAAAAAAAUGAUAAAGUAUUUUUUCCUACUAUGGAAGUCCAUUUUUAUUUUUGGGUGAAGUAUCACUUUAAGAUUAAGAAGAAUUUCACCUUUCAGCAUGACAAUAACCUGAAUGAAUGACCUCCAAAUCAACAAAGGAAUGGUUUCACCAUAACAAGAUCUAAGGAAUGGUUUCACCAAAACAAGAUCAAAGAUUUUGAAUGGCCCAGCCAGAAUCCAGAUCUAAAUCCCAGUCUGCUCUGACAGUGAUGGCUGCUGCCCUGCUGUGUGUCUGGGCUGUGCACUGUUCGUCUGCACCAGAGGCUGUUUCUGAAGCCACUGAGUUCCCUGCUUCAUCAAAGAUGGCCGCUUCUGAGGCUGCAUCCAAAUACCCCCACUUGCGGUCUUUGCACUUGACCACUUGACUACUCUCAUGACGUAUUUCCUGUUUUAGGCCCUAGUGUUCUAGUGUGUGUGAAGAUCCCAAGUGAGCAUGUAGUAUUUCUAACCCGAUGGGACACACUUAGCAAGUGCAAACAUAUAACGUUAAUUAAUGUGGUGUUUCUAAUUAUGUGAUAAAAAGCAGUUUUACAAAACACAACUCACCAAUAAAAUGUGUAACACUACGUUUUACUACGAAAUUAUAUGUAAUAUCUAAUUAUAUAGUCAAGUCAGAUUUAUUUUUAUAGUGCUUUAUUUGUAUUGUAUCAAAGCAGCUGUACCCAAAAAAGCAAAAACAAAAGAAAAUCACAUGUUAGUCAAACAUAGAAUAAAUAAAUAUAACUUUUUAUUCUUAUUGUUAUUCACUUAAAUAUAGUGAAAUAUUUAUUUACUAUAAAUAAAAAAGAUCGAAUCAUCCUCAAGGGCUGUGUGGCUUUAAGGGGGUUUUAUAGGUUGUGGUUAAAAUAAAAUAAAAAUGAUUUUUAAAAAGAAAUACUUGCAAAUAGUUAAAUGCAUUGAACAAUAAAUUCCACAACCUUUGUAUGGUCUGUGCUCAAAAUUGAAAGGGACAGUUCACCUAAAAUUGGAAGUAAUGAAAUUAUCAAAUGUUUUAAAAAUCACAAUACACUUGUAAUGCAAGGUUUAUGUGUUUUUGUUUUUAUGACAUUCCUACAUCCCAAACACAUCUACAACUAAUAGAAUUGGGUGUGUUAGGUUUAAAGUGUGAUAAUAUCAAGCAAAUAAUCAAACAUUGAUAAUAGUCAAUUGUAUUGGGGGCACAGGGGGACCCCCGAAUAAAAUUCUGCUCAGGGCCCCGUAAAGGCUCGAGCCGGCCCUGACUUUGGGAGUAACAAAACUUAAAGGUUAGCAAAAAGAAAAAACAGUUUGAAAAAGGAAAUAUCAGUGUAUAUAAAAUAUAAAGCGUCGCAAUUUUCAGUGCUUGGACUUUUGCUGACAGCUUGGUUUUAUCCAGUUCCAUUAGGAUUUUCUCAAAUGCUUCAAGCGUGUACUUGAGGUCUUUAUGAUUGUUAAGAUUAAGGGCAUAAAUGAGUCCAAAAAGCAUCCCACAUCCAAGGGUAACACUCACACACAUUCAAGUGCCAUACCAACAUCUGUAGGUUCGUCUUCAGGAUCAACACCUUCUGACCAAAUGACGUAGAUUGUUAUUGUUGUUGUCUGUACUGUACAAUCCCAGAUUUAGCCUCUUUACUUUCAUAGUCCUGGAGGAUAAACAGGGAAGAAUAAAUUUUGUCCCAAUGCCAAUCACAGUGUUAUAAAGCAUGUUGUUUUGCAAACAAACAUGACAAUUUAUAUAUCGUCGCUGUCGGGCGGAAUCCUCGCAUCUCCAAAACCAUUAUUUUUCAGGAAAUUAAAAAAAACUACAUAUUUUUUGAGUUAUUAAACAUUGUAUCGUUAAAGUUGGUAUCAUACCUUAUAUUGCUAUCAUAUACUGUUGUGUACCAACAUUAACACAACAUUUCCCCAAAACCAUGUUUAAUCGGAGAUACAAGGUUUAUGACUUGGGAGCAGGGAGAUACGAGAUUACGCUGCCAUUGAUAAGAAUGGUACGGACACAGACGUCGCUGCUGCCAGCAGUGUUCAUCAAAGUCUGCGGUCACGUUGAGCCUUUUGACAAGAGACGAGGCUUUAAAAGCUAAUGAAAGCUAAUGAUUGUGGUUACAUACAUCUUCCUAAACUCUAUUUUAAACGUUAGAGCUAUGAGUGAUGCAAUACCAAAAUAAAACGUUAAACAGGCUGUCUAAUAUAGGCGGAAAUUAAUCUGCACGCAAAUAAAGUCGGUGGUGGUGUUGAGCCUCUUGACAAGAGAAAAGGCUUCAAUCGUUAACCAAAGCUAACGACUGUGGUUACAUACAUCUUCCUAAACUCUAUUUUAAAAGUUUAAGAACUAUAAGUGAUGUAAUACAAAAAAACGAUGAGCUUACUAGGCUGUCUAAUAGGAGGAAAUUAGCCGAAUCUGCUCGCAAACAUACCUUCGUGGCUCACGGGCUUCCUUCUGCACCGAAGAAUUACAGCUAUCGAUUUUUAACAAAACAGGCCUACUCAAAUGUAUCUAACCGAACUAUUUUCACUCGUUAUUGUCUAAAAAACGUUCAAUCAGGAGACGUAAUGCCGAGAGGCUCCCGCGGAGUGAAGAAGAGGUGGAGUUAAGAGACUUCGUUCUCAGACAGUUGAAGUGUCCAAUGGAGUUAAGAGAUUUGAUCUCAAGCUAUUUUCAACACUUUAGAUUGGUUAAUAAUUUGUAAAAAUAACAGACCCACAUGGGGACUAACCAAUAGCAUCGAUUUGUGAAAAAAUAUGAAAUUGACCAAAUUUGGACAUACAGUAGGAGGUUUCCGCCCGACAGCGACGAUAUGUAGAUUCAUUAAAAUGUAUAUUUGUAAAAUGAUGGAACAUUUUUAGAAAAUUCACAAAACCUCAGAAAGCCUUCACAAACCAUCCAUUUUGCAUAAUCACUCAUCACUUUAGAAAAAUGCAGAUAGCCCGCAUGCUUAGUUGCACAGGUUUCAUAAAAUGUCCUCAACUCACCAUAAAUACCCUUCAAGGCUACUUUUGUAAACCUGCAAGCCAGCAAACCAACCUAAAUGCAUUGCGAUUCUUCCCAGUGCAAUUUUGGGUUUCUAGAAAACAAAACAUGAAAUUAUUCCGAAAUUUACUAUUUACGUUUAAAGGGCUAAAAAAGACACAUAAAUAAAAUUUAACUUGCCUGGCAGAUUAUCUCCUGAAAAUGUCCCCGCAUCGCCCCCAGACCUUGUCAGAGAAGCGUUUAGUGACUGACUCCCUAGAGACAAAGCAAGUCGGUCGCAAAUGCAACAACUGCAGGGGCAUGUUCUCGCAGUGAGUGCACAAACUGUCCAUGAACGAUUUCUGAGAGCGCUUGAAACCCAAGCACUCCAGGCAUCAAUCGUGGCUGUCGGUGGGAGAAAUAAACCAGCCGCACCCAGAAUUACAGGGGCGAAACAAAAUAUUAACAGCCGUGCGGUGCUUUGUAAGAGGCUAGAUAAGAAAUAUUGUCAUGAACGUGGGUGGUGAGGACAAGGACAGAGGACCCAAGUGCAGACAGCGGGUAAGGGGUUAACAAGACAGACUUUAAUUAUAACUAAAAAAAUACAAAACAAAGACCCACGUGGGGGAACAUAACAAAACAUAGCAACAAGGACAGGGACUAACUAGACUAGAAAUAAUAACAACACUUGACAUAACCACAAUAAACUAAACUAACUACAGAACAGUAACUCACCCACAUGACACAAACAGAACACAACAGAACAAUGAACCAGCACGAGACAGAAGACACAAGGGCAUAAUAAAGGGGAUAAAUCAAGAGGGGACAGGUGCAGGACAUGAACUAUUAACAAACAAUAACGAGACGAAAGGGCGGGAACAGAGACGCCACACCGGAGAGUGGAAGACCAACAGGGACAAAACGUCACUCUCCACAUAAAACAAGAGGUUCUAUCAUGGUUCUGCCACUAGGUCAAGAGAAGCAAGACAAGGUGGGGCAGAACCAUGACAAAUAUGCUCUCUUAGCUCUUGUGGUUAUUUCUGCCGAAGCGCCCAGGGGAUAGGGUGACCACCACCUAACAAACCAAAUGUGGGACAGGAUAUGUAAUUAUUUUGUUAAGACAUAUCCAAAAACCACUUGCACAGUGUGAUAUAUUUCAUGCAGUUGUAUAUUUACAUUAUCCCAAAUGUUCCCAAGAAUGUGCAAAUCCAGAGAAACUCCUAUUUUAAAUAAUGGCUCGUCCCUUGUCUCUCUUGUAAUUGUCGCAAAUCAGUGACUUAAUAUCCGUAUCAUCAGUUUCCGGUUGUAGAAACUACGGCAACACACAAAUGCGGAAAUGGCAGUUAUGGAUCACGAUUACUCAUUGGCGAGUGAAGAAAAUCCUAAAAAAUGUAAACGUAGGCCAAAUGAGGCAAGCAGGCUUAUGGACAAACGUAGGAAUAAAACAAGGAUUAAUAUCGGUGUGGCGUUUUCGAAAUGGAGAGAGCUUUGCGACCAACUUAGACUCGACAGAGACUCUGCUCUCGCAUGUGUUUUAAUAGACAGGUAAGCAAAUUUUUUAUUGUAAAAGAAAUGGUCAUGCACAGAUUAUUUGAAUAGAUAUGAAUGCAGUUACCCUAUGAAAUAUAGUAUAUGUCUGUAUUUUAGUUAUUACUAUUGUUAUAGGUGUUGUUCGAUGAUGCCGUAUGCCAUCGUGUAAUGUUAAAAUGUUCUACACAUGCAGGUAUUGUUACGAGUUCGUGGGUGGUGAGACAAGAGGACCCAAGUGCAGACAGGGACGUGAGGGGUUAACAAAACUUUAAUAUAAAUACAAAGACAAAACAAAAACCCACGAUGGGGAGAACAAAACAAAACAUGGCAACAGGAACGAAGACUCACUGAACUAACAAGACUAGACUAAUAAAACAUUACAUCAACUAAAACUAAACUUACUAACAAAAGGAACUCACCCCCGUGACACAAACACACAAGCAAUGGACCAGCACAGGACAAUGAAACAUGAGGACUAUAUAAAGGGGACGAAAUCAAGAAGGAACAGGUGCAGGACAUGAACUAUUAACAAGCAAUAACGAGACGAAAGGGCGGGAACAGAGACGCCACACCGGAGAGAGGGAGUAUUUUGGAAGGCCAAAACUGUCUCUCUCCACAUAAAACAAGAGGUUCUGUCAUGGCUCUGCCACAAGAUCAAGAAAAGCAAGACAAGAUGGGGCAGAACCAUGACAGAAGCCCCUCCUUAAGGAGCAGCAUCCUGAUGCUGAAAAAAAAAACCCACGUCAAACCAGGGUCACAAAGCCAAACGCAAAGUAAAGUGAAGCGCAAAGGAAAAACCGAGUGCAAAAGCACUGGUGGCUGAAACGCAGAAUUAAAAGGGCAGUGCAAAUGAACUAGUGGGUACUGCAAAGGAAAAGAUGUUUUGCAAAAUCAUUGCUGCUAAAGGGUUUUUUUUUGGAAAGUACUUUCUUUUUGUUUGCAAAACUUUUUUGUUUGCAAAACUUUAUUUUUUUUUUGCAAAACUUUUUUUUGUUUGCAAAACUGUUUUUUGUUUGCAAAACUUUUUUUGUUUGCAAAUAUAUGGGUUUGCAAAUAUAUACCCUACUUUGACUCCAUAACAAACCCCUAAUAUCAUCAGUCGAACAUAACGUUGAAGUGACUGACAGAAAGGGAACUUUUUUUCUCACCACAAACCAACUCUAUGCGAGCUCUUUAGCUCUUGCGUUGGCUUGGGUUUUGACACUUCACACCAUGAGUCUUCCUUUUUCAAAAACGGACAUAUGAACUACAGGAACUAAACAAACACGAGCACCAUCAUUCAGAAGCAUAUCAUUGUCUUUAAAACAAUUCUUUUCAUUGCGUGGUUGUAAACGCUGAUAGUGCUUUAAUGGUCUCAGUUGAGGUGUUCUUAGGAAAACGAGUUUCUUGAGCAUCAGCUAUGGACACUUCUGAAGUACCAGUGAACAGCAUUGGGCGCACUAUUUGGACAGUUUGGGGAUAUCUGACAGGGGCUGUGGCAAGAUAUCUUAGACCGGAAGUUACAAAUGAAGGAAACCAAAAUGUUUAUUCUGCAGCAGAUGAUACUGUCCUCAGAAGUACAACAAAGCAGGUAGACAGACAGCUAAAGGAAGUUGCUGAGAAAGAGCAGGGGGAGAAUAAUUAUAAUCAAAAUGAAAAAAAUACUGGAGCGGUCAAAUGUUUAUUGCCAGAGGCCAGAGUGGUGAACGAAGACAACAAUACACUUGAUUUUGACACCACAAUUAAACAAAGUUACAAUGCUGCAAUGUGGUGCCCUGACACCGAUCACAAGCAAGAGGGUGAAAUUAUAAUUCCAGAUGUUCAGGAGAAUAUUGAAAAUGAACAAAAGCAAACAAAAUGUGACAUACAUAUGAAAAAGGAAGCAUCCGAUGGGAGUUUGGCUAAAUAUGCAAGCAACAAGAAGAGAGGGAUUAAAACAGAACAAAAGCUAAAAGAAACUGAGGACAUUGAACAGAAAGAUGGUCACAGUGAAGAUACAAAAGAAGAAAGUGAUCAUUAUAAUGAGGAUGAUGGUGAAACAUGUGUAAUGAAAACAGAAGAUUACGUUGGCACAGAAGUAACCACCCAAUCUGUACUUUAUGGACGAGAUCAACAACAGAAAAAAAAGAUAAACAAGAUGGACUAUAUAGAGACAGAAGACACCAGGACAGAAUAUGCCAAGGAGAAAAUGGUUUGCAAGGAUCAGGAGAGAGCUGAAAAUGAUAAUGAUGAAGAAUCUGAAUCACUAGAGAAUGAAGACGAUUUGCUUGCCAAGCUGGUCUGUUCAACAGAGGAUGAGACAGACCUUCCAAAGCCAUUUGAGAUUGAAAAGCUCAGAGUAAAGGAAACGUGUUUAGAAAACAUUAAAAAUGAGGGCAUACAGACACCAGAAAGGCAAGAAGGUAUCUUUUCUAAAAAUGUGGUUGAGAUGCCAGAAACUAAAGGUACAAAUGAGCAGGAUAAACAAGGGCAUGAACAACACAAGUGGCAAGACAAUUGUGAAUUAGCAGACGUUUUUGGUAAGAAGGAAGGACGUGAAAAAAGACUAGAGACGGUAGAAACACUGCCAAGGCUUUCAAAACAAACAUUGGAAGAAAAUGUUACAUUCAAUGAAUUAGGCCCGAAAACAACUACAGAAGUAAAUGAAGGUGUAAACGAAACGUUUGAUGCAUCAGAGGACACUAUGCAGUCAGAUUCAUUAGAAUUCAUUAGGACAUUAAAUGCAUCAUUAAAUGAUAUGUUAGUGGAGGCAACUGAGAUUGAACAAGAUCUUAAAACUCCAAUUUCAUCCAUGAAAUUAGGCACAAAACAAAUUCAGACACUGAAGGAAAUGGCCAAGUUCACUCUCAAAGAAUAUGCUGAAUUAAGAACUAAGCUGCUUGUUGAAACAACAAAAAGAGAGAUGGACUCGGAAGAGAAAGCAGAAGACUUUAUGACAGCCAACCAAGCAGACGAUGAGAUUUUUGAGCUGAACAUAGAAAAGGAAUGCACAACAGUGGACACAAUCCGAGAAUCACUGAAAAAAGGAAAACGGGACUCUUCAGUUGAGAUCAAUGGAAAAGAUCUUAAUGCAGAGCAUACACCAGAUGUCACAGAAGAAAAAACUGAAUUUAUAAUGGAUUUGCAAGAUAAAUCGGAGAGCAUGAAGGCAGAGGUCCGAUUGUUAGGUGAAGCAGAUGCAUUGAUGACUGUAGAGAGUUUAGACGAAAUGAUGAAUCAAAUCUUGAAAGAAACAAUAGAGAUGGAAAAUAAAUUCAUACAAGAAAUAGAACCUUCAUCAGAAACAAGUUGUAAUGUUGAAUUUCAAAGGCCAACUUCAAGUGCCCUACUGUUGGAGGAUGAAAGGGGGUUGUUAGGUGAUACAGUGGAGAGUUUGGUAGAAAUGGUGGAAGCAGGGAUUUACGAAGCUGUAAAUAAGCAAAAGGAUCAGCACAAUGUUAGCUCUCCAGAGUGUGAACCAACUGACGCUGAUAGAGAUUUUAAGCAGUUAGAAAAGAACACAGUCGGAGAAACACUAUUCCGUAGCAAUGACGGCAUGAGUGAAAUCAACCGACCUGGGCUGAAAAGAAGAUUUGAUGACAUGAGCAAAGAUCUUCCAAAGGUGAAGGAUCACAAGUCUCCACUGGUAGAAUGGUCAACUACAGCUGAUUUAAACGUACAGCAAUCAUCGCUGGACUUUAGUGUUCAGAAGUCUAGAAUUGCUGUGAAGAAUCCCUUAGUUCGGCCACCAAAAGACCCCAGAAAGCUCCUUAACAAGACCUCAAUGGAACCAUCACUCCCAAAGCCUCCACCAUGUGGCCUGUUGAGGGGACGUCAUGGAGUUGCAGUUUCUGUACAAAGUCAAGGAGUCAUCGGCUUUAAACUCCCAGGGAUGGUCGCUGAGCUGCCCACACUGAGGAAAACAGAGUUUGGAAGAAAAGUAAGAGAGGAAGAAAAGGCAGAGAGCACACAACAAAAGGAGCAAAAAUCAGUUGCAGAAACAGAGAAAUCUGUCAAACAAGAGCAAGCGUCACUUAAGCCCAAAUGGACGCCCCCAAAGCAUCCUGGGAUGGGGAGUCCCUUGGUGAUGGCAGAACUCAAAAGCAAACUCAAAAUGCCUCUAAAGGAGUAAUACAUUGAUACAUUCAUUAUAUCAUUCUAUAUUUUUGAAGGCAGAAAUGUUUUGUAUUUGUCAAUUAUUCUCGCUUUGUAAACUGAUAAAUAGGAAGUGUGAUUGUAAGUCUCAAGCCUGUGUUAAGUUACACCACUUAAGUUACACAACGUUCUAUUCAACUUCCGCAAUUUUAUUCUAAUGUUUUUGCUUAUUAAAAAAAAGUGUGAUAUUAAAGGGAUACUUCACCCGAAAAAGAAAAUUCUGUCAUCAUUUACUCACCUUCGAGUUGUUCCAAAUGUGUAUACAUUUCUUUGUUCUGAUGAACACAGAGAAAGAUAUUUGGAAGAAUGCUUAUAACCAAACAGAUCUCAACCCCCAUUGACUCCCACAGUAGGAAAAAAUACACUGGUAGUCAAAAGUGCCCCAGAACUGUUUGCUGUCCUACGUUGUAUUUGCGAAGGAUACAUCUAUGCUGCCUUCAAAAAUGCCCCUCUGUAGAAGUGUCACCCAUCCCGCCUUGGCUGCUCCCGUUGCCAGAAGUAGAUCUUGGCUCGCAAGAAAUUGUUAAUGAUAAAAAUAAAGUAAUAGCAAAGUGUGGAGUGGUUAAACAGUGUCUUGAACAAAAUGACAAAAAUGUGAUCAAAGUUUUCACUGAUGGAUCCAAAGAUCCCGAAACUGGUCGAGCUUCAGCUGCUGUAUGUAUUCCACACUUUAAAAUUAAAAUUGGUAAAAGAGUUUCUGAUCAUGUUGGAGUGUAUUCUACAGAAAUGGUAGCCGUUUUAUAGCUAUCAGGUGGAUGGAGGAUGCUCGGCCAAAGAAUGUGGUUAUGUGCUCAGACUCUUUCUCUGCAUUAUCAAGUCUUAUUAGUGCGAGAUCAUCGGGACAAGACAUCCUAUAUUAAAUUAUUUUAUGUAUGUUAUGAGUAAAUAAGUUAGGAUGUAAGAUAUGUUUCUUGUGGGUACCAGCACAUGUGGGUGUGGAAGGAAAUGAGGAAGCGGAUCAGUUAGCAAGCAUGCUCUGAACUUCUCUAAUAGAAAUGAAGAUCCCGCUUAGUAAAGAUGACGCAAAGGCCAAAAUCAGAUCAGCAAUUAAAGGGAAAUGACAAGAUCUUUGGAAUGCAGAGAGUAGAGGAAGACAUCUAUAUCACAUUGGGAAUCAAGUGGGAGGUAUUGGUAGUAGAAGAGAAGAUGCAAUUGAUAUUCCCUAUAUAGAAUCAGCAAACAUGAAUCUGGGAACUGUAGUUUUUGCAGAUCAUCAGAAACAGUAGAACUUGUUCUGCUUAUGAAAAGUAUAGGAUGUCACUGUUGGAAGAGUUAAACACUUAAAACACUGCAAAAUAAUGGAUCAAAUACUUAUCAAAUACACUG
Triplophysa rosa is the source of this 11602-nucleotide messenger RNA. RefSeq lists its product as uncharacterized. Lineage: Eukaryota; Metazoa; Chordata; Actinopteri; Cypriniformes; Nemacheilidae. The transcript is spliced from 6 exons. The record is from RefSeq and is a predicted model, not a curated record. The coding region runs from base 7563 to 10253 and encodes 896 amino acids.